AUGCUGGCAUUUGUCAAAGCUCUGAAGAAGCUCAAGCAACGGGUGUGCAAACUAGCGGAGGAGUGUGCAAAUUUUUCAACGGCAAUGAAGCAGAAAAGCACGAGCGGCGAUGGGGCUGGCAGUAUAGUCGCCGUGAGCAGGAGGAACGGCCGCGGCGCGAGCGCUCGCAAGAACGCGGGCGCUCUCUGGAAAGAUCGCCGCGGAGGCCGGCUUUCCGCGCUGAUUGGGUCCUCCAAGCGCCAGAUGGACGUGGAGGAGGUUCGGCCCGGGAUGAAACCGGUGGGGCGGGAUCCGCCAUGUCGAGAGGCGAUCCGUGGCAAACGGAUGCGCGCGACGGAUCUGGAGGCGAUCGUCGAUAUUGCCGUGACACGAGGGCACAUCCCUCGCCGGAAGAAGGGUACCACCGACGCGGAGAAAGCGACCGCGCGCGAGGUCUGCCAGGAGGGCAUCUUGGUCAACGAGGAGAUCUCGAGACGGACAGCGAAGGGGAGAAUUCCCCCGUGGGGAAAAUGCGGGAGGAAGGCCGCGGAGAAGGCGCGGACGAGGGCAGCGAGGAUCAGCGACGCCAAGUGGAGGACGCCAGUGGGAGUCACGGCUCCACCGCUGGAGCCGACGAGGCUAACGCCGCGCGGGCGGACAGCACGGCGGACCAGAGCGAGGCAAAGGCCGACGGGCCAGAGGGCGCACGAAAGGAGCAGCGAGAGGAACGCCGCAACUGUCAGGAGGGAGAUCCCUGGCCCGACCUGUGACAGCAGGACCGAGGAGAGCGGAACACGGAGUCACGCAUGUCCGGGCAGCGAGGACGACGCGGAGGAGGACGAGAUGAACGGUCGCGCACGCCGGAAAAGCGUCGGCAAUGCGGAGCAAGGCGAGGCGAGGGAUCACGCUCGCCCGAUCCACAGCAGCGACGCGAUGGGUGGCGCGGUGGCGGGGAGCGCUCGCCAGAUCCGCAUCCGCGACGCGAAGGGUGGCGAGGCGGCGGGGAGCGCUCGCCAGAUCCGCAUCCGCGACACGAAGGGUGGCGCGGUGGCGGGGAGCGCUCGCCAGAGCCGCAUCCGCGACGCGAAGGGUGGUGCGGCGGCGGGGAGCGCUCGCCAGAUCCGCAUCCGCGACGUGAAGGGUGGCGCGGCAGCGGGGAGCGCUCGCCCGAACUGCACCAGAGACGUGAAGGAUGGCGUGAUGUCAGGUCCCCCUCGCCAGAUCUGCGCAGGCAGCGGGAAGGAGCACGUGAUGAGGAAUGGCAGUCGCCGUACGGCCGUCGGCAGCGUGGAGGAAGAAGAGACGAGAGGUCACCAUCGCCAGAGAAGCAUCGGCGUGAGACGCGGCGGGAAGAACGGGGGAGGGCAGACCACUCGCUGGAUGGGCAAGGUCAACGCACAGAAGGGCGCGCGAGCUCAUGGGAUCUGCAUAAGGAGGCAAGAUGGGACCAGCGGGGAAGCAAGGUUGGGGGCGGGAGUUUGGCAUAUAGUGCGGAACGAGCCAAGGAGGCGAGGGAAGGAAUAG
Molecule: messenger RNA, 1503 nt
Organism: Closterium sp. NIES-65
Lineage: Eukaryota; Viridiplantae; Streptophyta; Zygnematophyceae; Desmidiales; Closteriaceae
Source: the annotation of a GenBank genome assembly